UGGACCGCGAAGUCGCGCACCGGCCUUGGGAUGAGGGCGGGGGAGAGGGUGUAGUGGCUGGGAGAUGAGAGGGUGGAGUGGGAAGGACGCAAGAAACAACAUCUAGGCGGCAGGCGGGGCUCCACUGCGCAUCUGGCCAGGAGUGGUCUCUGGGUCAGUGGCUGGGCAGCCACCCCAGAGACGCGUUUCUAGCUGGGAAUUCAGUGGGGCCCAUUCACCGCCGAGCCAUCGUGGCCUGUAGCAUCAGCUGGUGAGGGCAGACGCCAGCCUAGCAACACCGCCUAAGCAACCAGAACUCCUCAGAAGGCCGGAGGGAUCUGGGAAGAAAAAGAAGCCCAGGAGGAGAAAAGGGCUCCAGGGAGUUCUGCUUCUCAGGGUUCCCUCAGGUACUGUUGGAGACCCGUCACGUGGUUGCAAGUACAAAAUUGGAAAUGACUUCCCCAGAACAAAAGGGCCUUGUCCCCUUCACCAGAGAAUCUCUUGAACUUAUGAAACAGCAUAUUGCUAAAAAGCACAGUGAGGACCAAAGAGAUUUAAAGCCAAACACUGACUUGGAAGUUGGAAAAGAGCUUCCAUUUGUUUAUGGGAAUCUCUCUCCAAGAAUGGUGUUGGAGCCCUUGGAAGAUGUGGAUCCAUACUAUAAGAAUAAAAAUACUUUCAUGGUAUUAAAUAAAAGUAGGACAAUCUUCAGAUUCAGUGCCACGUGGUGUACACUUUCUCCUUUCAAUUCAGCUAGAAGAACAACUAUUAAGAUUUUGGUGCAUCCCUUUUUCCGACUAUUCAUUUUAAUUAGUGUCCUGAUUGACUGCAUAUUUAUGUCCAUGACUGAGAUGCCAAAAUGGGGCCCAGCAAUACAGAAUAUUUUGCUUGGAAUUUACACAUUUGAAAUACUUGUAAAACUCAUUGCAAGAGGCAUCUGGGCAGAACCUUUUUAUUUCUUUGGUGAUCCAUGGAACUGGCUCGAUUUCAGUGUAACUUUGUUUGAGCACAUAACAAGAUAUUUACUUCUCGGCUCAAAUACUAUAAUAUUUAGUAUUUCAAGAAAUUUGAGAAUUUUGAAAAUUAUUCCCCUAAACCAAGGUCUGAAGUCUUUCACAGGGAUCCUCAUCCACCGCUUGAAGAAACUUACUGGGGUCAUUUCCCUAACUCUGUUUUUUCUGACUGUAUUUUCUUUAAUUGGGAUGGGGCUCUUCAUGGGCAACCUGAAGCAUAAGUGUUUGCGAUGGCCCCAAGAAAACGAAACUUCAACCCUGCACAACAGAACUGAAAAUCCAUAUUAUAUGCGAGAAACAGAAAACUUUUAUUAUUUGGAAGGAGAAAGAUAUGCUCUCCUUUGUGGCAACAGAACAGAUGCUGGUCAAUGUCCUGAAGGAUAUGUGUGUGUGAAAGCUGGCACAAAUCCUGAUUAUGGCUUCACAAAUUUUGACACUUUUGGCUGGGCCUUACUUGCCCUGUUUCGGUUAAUGACGCAGGAUUACCCUGAAGCACUUUAUCAUCAGAUCCUUUAUGCUUCUGGGAAGGUCUACAUGAUAUUUUUUGUUGUGAUAAGCUUUUGGUUUGCUUUUUACAUAGCAAGUUUGUUCUUGGGCAUACUUGCUAUGUCCUAUGAAGAAGAAAAGCAGAAAGCUGCUGAAAAAGCUAAGAAGAUUGAGCCAAAAUUUCAGCAGACUUCAAAAGAACAUCAAGAAGGAGACAAAGCAGUUGAGACCAAGACCACACAAAUAGAAAUGAAGAAAAGAUCACCAACUUCUGUGAUUACUUCUUUGAAUAUGUUGGAUGAUGCUACUGCUGCUAUCAGACAUGAGGAAGAAUCUGAAAAAUCCAGGAAGAGAUGCCCAUUGUGUUGGCAGAGAUUUGCUAAAACUUUCUUGAUCUGGAAUUGUUCUCCCUGUUGGUUAAAAUGGAAAGAGUUUAUCCAUAUGAUUAUAAUGGACCCAUUCACUGAUCUUGUCCUUACCAUAUGCAUAAUUCUAAACAUAUGUUUUUUGGCCUUAGAAUGUUAUCCGAUGAGUGAAGAAACCAACAAUGUUCUUAGCAUUGGAAACCUGAUUUUUAUUGGAAUUUUCACAGCAGAAAUGAUUUUGAAAAUCAUUGCAAUGCAUCCAUAUGGAUAUUUUCAAGUAGGUUGGAACAUUUUUGAUAGCCUGAUUGUGUUCCAUGGUUUAGCAGAACUUUAUCUAGCAAAUAUUCAUGGAGUGGCUCUUUUUCGAACAUUCAGGGUGUUGAGAAUUUUCAAGUUGGCAAAAUACUGGCCAACGUUUAAGAUUCUGAUGCAGAUUCUUAGUAUCUCCUUGGUGGCCUUGAAAGACUUGGUCCUGCUGUUGUUCACAUUUGCAUUCUUUUCUGCUGUGGUUGGCCUGAAGCUGUUUGGUAUGAGUUAUGAAGCAUGCGUCUGCAACAUAGACAAAGACUGUCGUCUCCCACGUUGGCACAUGCAUGACUUCUUCCACUCCUACCUGAAUGUGUUCCGGAUUCUCUGUGGAGAGUGGAUAGAGACUUUAUGGGAUUGCUUUAAGAUAGCUGGCCAAUUCAGUUGUAUUUCUUUUUACAUGAUGGUCAUUUUAAUUGGAAACUUAUUGAUAAUUUACCUGUUUCUGGCAUUGGUGAGCUCAUUUAGUUCCUACAACCCUGCAACUACUGAAGAGAACGAGGAAGCAAAAAAUCUCCAGCGUGCAGUGGCGACGAUUCAGAAAAGAAUAAACUACGUGAUUUCUAAAAUAUUAUGCAAAAAGCAAAAUGUUUCAAAGGAGACAAUGGACCAUGUAAAUGCUGUAUAUGCUAAAGAGAAUAUUUCUGACCAUACCCUUUCUGAAUUAAGCAACACUCAAGAGUUCCUCAAGGAUAAGGAAAAAAGCAGUAGCACAGAGAAAAACACAAUGACUGAAAAUGAGAAUCAAUCACUUAUCCCCAGUCCUAGUGCCUCAGAAACUGUACCAAUUGCUUCAGGAGAAUCUGAUAUAGAAAAUCUGGAUAAUAAGGAGGUUCAAAGCAAGUCAGGUGAUGGGAACAGCAAAGAGAAGGUAAAGCAAUCUAGCUCAUCGGAAUGCAGUACAGUUGACAUUGCCAUCUCUGAAGAAGAAGAAAUAGUUUAUGAACACGAGAAGCCAAAGCAUCUGAAAAACGGUUAUAGAAGAAGAUCUUCAUCUGGCCAACUUAGUAGAGCAUCCAAGAGAGGAAGAAUUUGGCAGAACAUAAGGAAAACCUGCUGCAAGAUAGUGGAAAACAGUUGUUUUAAGUGUUUCAUUGGCCUUGUCACACUGCUCAGCACAGGUGCUCUGGCUUUUGAGGAUAUCUAUAUUGACCAGAGAAAGACUAUUAAAAUCUUAUUAGAAUAUGCUGACAUGAUCUUCACUUACAUCUUCAUUCUGGAAAUGCUUCUAAAGUGGAUGGCAUAUGGUUUUAAAGCCUAUUUCACUAAUGGCUGGUAUAAGCUAGACUUCAUGGUUGUUCUGGUGUUUUGUCUGAGCUUAAUAGGCAAAUCUCGGGAGGAAUUCAAACCACUUACUUUCAUUAAAUUCCUUCGGGCACUCAGAGUUCUAUCUCAGUUUGAAAGAAUGAAGGUGGUUGUGAGAGCUUUGAUAACAACAACUUUACCGGCUUUGAAUGUGUUUCUGGUCUGCCUUUUGAUCUGGCUGGCUUUUAGCAUCAUGGGAGUACACUUAUUUGCUGGCAAGUUCUAUGAAUGCAUUGACCCAACAAGUGGAGAAAGGUUUCCUAUAUCUGAAGUCAUGAAUAAGAGUCAGUGCGAAAGCCUUGUGUUUAAUGAAUCCAUGCCAUGGGAGAAUGCAAAACUGAACUUUGAUAAUGUUGGAAACGGUUUCCUUUCACUGCUUCAAGUGGCAACGUUUAAUGGAUGGAUCACUAUUAUGAAUUCAGCAGUUGAUUCUGUUGGUGUAAAUAGGCAACCUAAUUUUGAAGAGAACAUCUACAUGUAUUGUUACUUUAUCAACUUCAUUAUUAUUGGAUUAUUUCUUCCUUUGAGUAUGCUGAUUGGUGUUAUUGUUGCUAAUUUCAACACGCAUAAAAUAAAGCAGGGAGGCUCAAAUAUCUUUGUAACAGUCAAACAGAAGAAACAAUCCCGUGCACUGAGAAGGCUGUUGUGUGAGGAGUCUCAAAAAACAAUCCGGCGCCCAGGAAAUAAAUUCCAAGGAUUCGUCUUUGACUUGGUAACAAGUGAAGUUUUUAAUGCCAUCAUUAUGGCUCUUAUCUGUUUUCAAGCAAUAACUAUUAUGAUACAAAGUGAUGAACAGAGUAAAAAUAUAAACAUUGCUCUCUACUGGAUUAACUUAGUUCUUAUCAUACUAUACACUGGAGAAUGUGUACUGAAGCUCAUUGCUUUCCACUGUAACUAUUUCACCAUUGGAUGGAACAUUUUUGAUUUUAUGGUGGUCAUUUUCUCUGUUAUAGAACUAGUUCUGCCUAUAACAGUAGGAUACUACCUCGUGUCUCCUUCCAUUAUGGAACUGAUACGACUCUCACGGAUUAUCCACAUCCUGCGUCCUGGGAAAGGACCAAAGGUAUUCCAUGAUCUGCUACUCCCUUUGAUGCUGUCUCUACCAGCAUUGUUGAACAUCAGUCUUCUCAUCUUCCUGGUCAUGUUUGUCUACGCCAUCUUUGGAAUGUACAAUUUUGCCUAUGUUAAAAAGGAAGCUGGAAUUAAUGAUGUGUCCAACUUUGAAACUUUUGGCAGCAGUAUGCUCUGUCUUUUCCAAGUUACAAUAUUUGCUGGCUGGGAUGGGAUGCUCAAUGCAAUUUUCAACAGUAAAUGGUCUGACUGUGAUCCUGAUAAAAUUAACCCUGGGACUCAGGUUAGGGGAGAUUGUGGCAACCCCUUUGUUGGAAUUAUUUAUUUUGUCAGUUACAUCCUCAUAUCAUGGCUGAUCAUAGUAAACAUGUACAUUGUUGUUGUCAUGGAAUUUUUAAGUAUUGUUUCUAAAAAAAAAGCCAAGACAUUAAGUGAAGAUGAUUUUAGGAAAUUCUUCCAGGUAUGGAAGCGGUUUGAUCCUGAUAGGACCCAGUAUAUAGACUCUAGCAGGCUUUCAGACUUUGCAGCUGCCCUUGACCCUCCUCUUUUUAUGGCAAAACCAAACAAGGGGCAGCUCAUUGCCAUGGAUCUUCCCAUGGCUGCUGGGGACAGAAUUCAUUGCCUUGACAUCUUACUUGCUUUAACAAAGCGAGUUAUGGGUAAAGAUGUGAGGAUGGAGAAAAUGAUUUCAGAGAUGGAAUCAGGGUUUGUGUUAGCCAACCCUUUUAAGAUCACAUAUGAGCCAAUUACUACUACUUUGAAACGAAAACAAGAGGCAGUCUCAGCAACCAUAAUUCAACGUGCUUAUAAAAGUUACCGCUUGAGGCAAAAUGACAAAAAUACAUCAGAUAUUCAUAUGAUAGAUGAUGACAAGGAAGUUCAAGCUACCACAGAAAAAGCCUAUUUUGACAAAGCUGAGGAAAAGUCAACUAUUCAAAGCCAAAUCUAAUCCCACUUACCACAUUUUAAUCUUCUUCAUGUUCUAAAAAUGUCAGAAGUUUGAAUCAGAAAUAAUAACCAAGAUCAGAGAAGUAGAGUUUACUUAUCAACUGUUUACAAUCCAUGGAAGUUAAGCUUAUGUUCAUAAGACUCCAUGUCAAGUUUGCUUUUUACCUUUGUAUAUCCAGUGUAACCAAGACAACCCCUUAAAAAUCACUUCAGUGAGUUAAAAUGGCUUACAAUCGCCAUUUGAUAAUCCAAUGCUUAUUUUCUCUCUCUGGCUUUUAUGGUGUGUGCUUCUUCUAGAGGACUGGGAGGUGAUAGUAGAGAUUGGUAGCAAAAGGGGCUUCCUUGUAUAUUUUAUGUCUACUUUAUGGGAUUUAAGUCACCAUUAGUAGGACUUAGUUACAAAUAAGCAAAUACAAUAAGUACUUUCUUAAGGUGGGAUGGUGUUAAAAAAUAACAGUGUUACAGGCCAUUAAAUCAUAAACUUGCCUACACAGAUGCCAACUGGGAUAGAGAAAAAGGCUAUUCUAGAAAGUUCCUUUGAGAUCAACCACAGAUAUUCUUGGGCUGAUCCAAACCAUGUUUGGUUGACCGGAGCCUUGGUUUUCGUUUUUAUUUUCUUUUAUUUUUGGUACUGGGAAUUUAUAUUCUUUGAUUGUUUCUGGAUUCCUGGUUUUUCAUCUCUUUGGCUAGUUCUGCCUACGCUCUAGCUAGCUCUUCAAAGAAUGAAUUCGGAGAGUCAGAAGCAUAAAGGUAACUAUAAUUAUUGCCUACAUUUUCCUCAUUUUUUUUCACAUUUAUACUUUUUCUAAGUAUACAUCUACUAAUAUGAUAGAUAUAGAAACUGUUAGUAGACUCCUGUAUUAUCAUAUUUACCAUUUAUCAGUGAUGUAACAUUGAGUAGUAUGAUCUGGUAAAUGAAAGUCAUAAUAUGAUUUAGAAGAGUCAAGGGCUGCCAUUAUGUCUAGGGAUUUUCACAGAGUCUUGAUGCUUGGGAAACUGUGUCCACUUUGAAAUACUUUCCACUGUACUUUGUGGUUCUCUAUAACUCGGAGAAAGAAAAUGACCACUGAAACUGUGAGGAACCUGAAUAGGAGAUUGAAGUGUAAGUUUGUUAUUGGUGGUGUUAUGUAAUAUGAGUAUAUACAAAUUAGUUUUCACUUCCUCAUUUAUCUUUCUAAGUUUGUUUUUGUUGUUUUUAAUCCAUCACACAUACCUCCUAUAAAAGGUUUUGUGUUUGAAAAACUUGAAAUCAUAAAUAUUAAUUUUCACUAUUGAAAAUGUAUUUAAAAGGUAGACACAAGUAGUUGGUUUUUGACAUAAUCACAAAAAUGUAGCUACUUGUAUCCAUGUAGUUUGAGAUUCUGGUAUUUGUUCCCUUUGUAUGAAGAUUGAUUUCAAUGUGCCUACAAAAUCCUAAAGGAUUUGGAAAGAAAAUAUGUGUACUGUUGACUUAAAUGGAAAACUUCAAAUAUGUUGUAUGAUAUUCAAUGUCACCUAAAUGUCAGUAAUUGUAUUUUAUUAUGAAUGCAUGAUCUUGAGCCUUAACUUCUAUAGCCUGUUUCUGCCCUCAGAAAUGUAUUAACCUGACCAAGAUGCCUUUGGGGGAACCCUUAAGUAAAUGUAAUUUCAGGGUUCUGUUUCUCUCUAUAAGUGUUCCUUCCCUUUCUCCUCCCGUUCUUCAUCAUGUGAUGGGGACUAGUGAGGAACUAGUGUUAACUUGGUGACAUGGUGACAGCUGGUGCUUGAUCUAAAUUUUUUAGUUUUCUAUUUCUUAGAAAUGCUUUAAUGUAGAAACUGCUUCAGAUAUUUAAACUUAACCUUAACUUGCUUCUGUAAAUUCAAGAUCAUUAACUGAUUUUAGUUUGAAAAUUGUAUCUUUUACUUGUAAACCAUGUUUGCCACUAACCUUCCAAAAACUGUGUAAUGAAUUAUUUUUAACAAAGUCUUACAAUAUACUCUACUUUUUAGAAACUAUAGAAAAUAAUAAAUACAACCUGUUAACUACA
Messenger RNA from Mustela lutreola (European mink), 7479 nucleotides. It is a transcript of the gene SCN7A, whose product is annotated as sodium voltage-gated channel alpha subunit 7. The record is from RefSeq and is a predicted model, not a curated record. Gene Ontology annotation, cellular component: axon; plasma membrane; voltage-gated sodium channel complex. NCBI's taxonomy places the organism in Eukaryota, Metazoa, Chordata, Mammalia, Carnivora, Mustelidae. The coding region runs from base 432 to 5474 and encodes 1680 amino acids. Gene Ontology annotation, biological process: neuronal action potential; sodium ion transmembrane transport; membrane depolarization during action potential. Gene Ontology annotation, molecular function: voltage-gated sodium channel activity. The transcript is spliced from 25 exons.